GAGCCGUACGCGGCGGGAGCAGAGGGAGAGCGCGCGGUGGCUCUGUCCGUGCGCCCCGCGCUCCCCGCGUGGCCCCGCGUCCCGAGCGCGCUUCAGCCUCCCACGCGCGCCGCCCCGGGGUGCACUGAGCCCGGCGAGCCCCGGGAAUCCAGAGCGAGAGAGGACAGGGGGGGAAACCCCAUGGCCCGGCCCGCGUCCCGCACCCUGUGCGGUGGCCUCCUCCGGCACGGGGUCCCCGGGUCGCCUCGGGUCCCCGCGAUCCGGAUGGCGCACGCGGUGGCUGGGGCCGGGCCGGGCUCGGGUGGCCGGAGGAGUCACCACUGACCGGGUCAUCUGGAGCCCCCGGCAGGCCGAGGCCCAGGAUGAGGCGCUGGAAGGCAGCGGCCCUGGUGUCGCUCCUCUGCAGCUCCUUGCUGUCUGUCUGGAUGUGCCAGGAGGGUCUGCUGCUGGGCCGCCGCCUGGGACCCGCGCUCGCCCCUCUGCGACGCCCUACACGCACCCUGGAUGCUCGCAUCGCCCGCCUGGCCCAGUACCGAGCUCUGCUGCAGGGCGCCCCGGAUGCCGUGGAGCUUCGAGAGCUUUCCCCCUGGGCCGCGCGCCCGUCGGGCCCGCGCCGUCGAGCGGGGCCCCGGCGUCGGCGGGCGCGGGCGCGGUCGGGCGCGCGGCCGUGCGGGCUGAGAGAGCUCGAGGUGAGCGUGAGCGAGUUGGGCCUGGGCUACACGUCGGACGAGACGGUGCUGUUCCGCUACUGCGCGGGCGCGUGCGAGGCGGCCGUGCGCAUCUACGACCUGGGCCUGCGGCGCCUGCGCCAGCGGAGGCGCGUGCGCAAAGAGCGGGUCCGCGCGCACCCGUGCUGCCGCCCCACGGCCUACGAGGACGAGGUCUCCUUCCUGGACGUGCACAGCCGCUACCACACGCUGCAGGAGCUGUCGGCGCGGGAGUGCGCCUGUGUGUGACGCCCCCGUGCGCGGACCCUCUCGAGGACUGAAUCCGCAUAAAGUGUGGGAACUGUCGUGGUCGCUGCCCAUUCGCUCUGCGCGGAGUGGGGUGUGCGGCGCCCUGGGAGGGGACGGAGGAGGGAAGCCCCGUUGUAGGGGGCGGCCUCGCUCGAGGAGCCCGCUGGGGAUGGCGCCCAAGCGCGAGGACCAGGGCCGGGCGGCUCAGCGGGUGGGCACCGGGUUCGGUUCCCGCUCCAGGACCCUGGGCACCACCCCCGUCGUGGGGGGAGCGACUCAUGCGCGCUGCACAGACACACGCAGGCAAGGGAGAGCGGCCGGGGUGGGCAGGAAAUAAAGAGAGAAGAGAAGGAA
This is a messenger RNA of Mesocricetus auratus (golden hamster), 1310 nucleotides long. It is a transcript of the gene Nrtn, whose product is annotated as neurturin. Gene Ontology annotation, molecular function: receptor tyrosine kinase binding; glial cell-derived neurotrophic factor receptor binding; growth factor activity. The coding region runs from base 363 to 956 and encodes 197 amino acids. The record is from RefSeq and is a predicted model, not a curated record. Lineage: Eukaryota; Metazoa; Chordata; Mammalia; Rodentia; Cricetidae. The transcript is spliced from 3 exons.